Caenorhabditis elegans is the source of this 1302-nucleotide messenger RNA. RefSeq names its product putative selenide, water dikinase (gene seld-1). The transcript has 4 exons. The coding region runs from base 1 to 1137 and encodes 378 amino acids. Lineage: Eukaryota; Metazoa; Nematoda; Chromadorea; Rhabditida; Rhabditidae. Gene Ontology annotation, molecular function: ATP binding; selenide, water dikinase activity. The record is from RefSeq and is marked reviewed.
AUGAAUCGAAUCGAGAGAAUUUUGGAGGGAUUCGAUCCGGUGAGCAAUGGACUUGAUGAAGAUUUUGUGCUCACAAAGUUGACUGGAAUGAAGGGUUGUGGGUGUAAAGUUCCAAGGAAUGUGCUCCUUCAAUUGCUCCAAACUUUUAAAACUGAUUUAGUCAUUAAUAAUGAUGAAGUUGACAUUGGUCUCGAUAGUUGCGUAAUUCCACUCCGUCAUCCGGGUCUUCGACUCGUACAAACCACUGAUUUCUUCUAUCCACUCAUUGAUGAUCCAUAUAUUAUGGGACGUGUAACAUGUGCCAAUGUAUUGUCUGAUUUGUAUGCAAUGGGAGUUUCCGAGUGUGAUAAUAUGCUUAUGCUGCUCGCAGUGGCUAUUGAUUUGAACGAGAAGCAGAGAGAUAUUGUCGUUCCGUUGUUUAUUCAGGGAUUCAAGGAUGCAGCUGACGAAGCAGGCACAAAGAUCCGUGGUGGCCAAACAGUCCGUUGUCCUUGGCUUCUGCUCGGCGGAGUUGCCACUUCAGUUGCUCAUGAAUCAGAAAUCAUAAAAGUAGAUCAAGCAGUUCCUGGAGAUGUUCUGAUAUUGACUAAACCAAUUGGAGGCCAGGUUGCCGUGAACUCGUACGAAUGGAUCAAAAAGAAGAACGGAAAAAUUGAAGAGCUCAAUCUAGAAAUUCCAAAAAUCGAAAAAGCAUUCAAACAAGUCUGCGAGCAAAUGAGCCGUUUGAAUAGAAAUGCGGCGAAGCUUCUUCACAAAUACGAUGCUCAUUCUUCAACUGACGUCACUGGAUUUGGACUUCUAGGCCACGCCGAGAAUUUGGCGCGAGUUCAAAAGCAGCCAAUGGAGUUUAUUAUCGAAAAGCUUCCAAUCAUUGAGUAUAUGGAUGAAAUUGCUGAUAAAAUGAUUGCAAAAGGAGGAGAGGGAUUCAAAUUGUAUCAGGGAACAUCAGCAGAGACAAGUGGUGGACUUUUAAUUGCAAUGUCGGAAGAGAAUGCAAAAAAAUACAUUGCCGAACUCUCCUCUCUUGACAACGCACCCGCAUGGAUUAUCGGCAAGGUCACUGCAAAAACAACGGAUUCUUCGAUUGCCCGCAUUCUGCCUGAUGCCGUUCGUAUCUCUGUUCCCUCUCAUAUUUGACCUGUUUUCCUGUUUCCCCACUCUUCUUUUUCUCUUAUCACUUGUAUUUAUUUGUUUCCAAUGCUUUACCUGCUUUACCCUGUGAUUGUAUUUUUCUUCAAUUCUUUACAUACCUCAUAACAAUUUUACCUUUUUUUUUUUCAUACAAUACAAUUUUAAUUUAAA